GUUUUAAAUUAUAUUGAAUUUUUAUUUUCAGGCAAAUUUGUAACACAUGCUGUUGUACUUUUAAUUGCUGAAGACUGAAGUAAAAAAUAAAAGAAAAAAAAUUGAUGCGAAGAAUUAAUAUAAAACUAAAGUGGUUUGCUUCUCAUUUUUUCAAACGUUUUGUGAUGGGUUGUACACCACCUACUGUGAAUGAUUUAUGCGUUCUACAUUUAAGUGACAAUUUUUUAGUUAUAAACAAACAAUGUGAUAUUGCAAUUAAUUCAGACUCAGCUGAAGAUCAUCCUAUUACUGUAGCAUCUCAGCUAAAUCAUAAAUUUCCAAAUCUUGCAGACCCUAGCAUAAUGUUUGGCUUUAGAUUCUGUCAUCGUCUAGAUUUUUCAACAAGUGGUGUUCUUUGUUUAGCUUUAAACAAGCUUGCAGCUAAGGAAUGCAUGUUGGCAAUGAAUUCUCGACGAGUAUCCAAGUACUACCUAGCUUUAGUUCAUGGUCAUAUUCAAGAAAAUUCAAUACAAUUUGACAAGCCAAUUGGUUUUGAUUCCAGGCCAGAACAUACUCAUAAAAUGUGUGUGGCAGACAAAGACUAUUGCAUUCAGCCACGUAAGGCUACUUCUAAACUCAUUGUACUCCAAAGGGGUACAUAUAAUGAGAAACCAGCAACUAAAGUGAUUUUUCAAUUAGUAACUGGCCGACGUCAUCAGCUUCGAGUUCACUCUCAUGAAAUUGGACAUACGAUUGUCGGAGAUUUCACUUACAGCGACAGAAAAGAUAUUCUACCAUAUAGAAUGUUUUUACAUUCCUACCGUAUUGUUGUACCUACUAAUCUGGAAUUGUUGGAUAUUACGACUGAUGAUCCUUUUACAGAGGAUAAUCCUAAAAAUAAAUGGUGUUCAUUGGAGACGGCAUAUGAAUUAAAUAAUAAUGUUUAUGACUUGUUUAAGUCUUUGAAUUUUCACCAUUGUUAAUGUUUACUUCAGUAUCAUUUAUUAAAAAUUAUUGGUGCUAUUUGUAGAUAUCUUAUAUACAAAUAAAAUAAAUUUAUGUUUGCAUUGUAUAUAGUAUACUUAUAAAUGUAAUUUGAUUUGUUGAUAAGUAAUCUAAAACUAUAAAUAUUUACUAUUAUUCCCUAGGGCAGAAUUUUUUCCAGCUUUCUGCGACAAUUGUCUCGAGUUUUAAAACCUUUCUGAGAGAUAUUUAAUGUGGGCAAAUAUAUAUGUUACUGAUUUAAAGUUACAGAAGCGCUUUCUGUUUGCAAAAAAAGUCUUCAUGUAUAGAACAGAACAGUAUAUAUUUUUUUACUUAUAAAUGUAAGAAAUGUUUUUUUAAAUCUAAAUAUUCGGAAAUUAUUUUUCUUAAUGACAAUCUGAAAUUCUGGCUAAAGCUAAUCAUUGCAGAAUAUUUUUAUCCUCAGAAGAAGUAGGGGAAAAAAAUCUAGAGCUUUUUAUUUUUCUACCUCCGAUAUGCGAGAAAGGCAUUUUUCGAUUAUGAUUCUGCAGAAAGGGGUAGGGGAAGUCUGUGGGUGAAAAAUAUUUCGAAAAACUCCGCAGAUUUGAAAAAAAAAACUUCUUUGCUUGCCAAAUAAAAUAUCUUUCUGUAGGAACUCUGUAAUGGUCUGGGACAAUAUCGCUAUGUCACCAUGGCGCUAUUAAUACAUUGAUCAGCAAUUAUAAAAUAAUUUAUUAUUAGCAAA
Parasteatoda tepidariorum (common house spider) is the source of this 1687-nucleotide messenger RNA. Its product is annotated as pseudouridylate synthase RPUSD1. NCBI's taxonomy places the organism in Eukaryota, Metazoa, Arthropoda, Arachnida, Araneae, Theridiidae. The record is from RefSeq and is a predicted model, not a curated record. Gene Ontology annotation, molecular function: pseudouridine synthase activity; RNA binding. Gene Ontology annotation, biological process: enzyme-directed rRNA pseudouridine synthesis.